Messenger RNA from Ctenopharyngodon idella (grass carp), 1266 nucleotides. It is a transcript of the gene fis1, whose product is annotated as fission, mitochondrial 1. Gene Ontology annotation, cellular component: mitochondrial outer membrane; peroxisomal membrane. Gene Ontology annotation, biological process: peroxisome fission; mitochondrial fission; autophagy of mitochondrion. The record is from RefSeq and is a predicted model, not a curated record. Bases 18 to 581 code for a protein of 187 amino acids. Gene Ontology annotation, molecular function: protein binding. Lineage: Eukaryota; Metazoa; Chordata; Actinopteri; Cypriniformes; Xenocyprididae. The transcript is spliced from 5 exons.
ACCAUGGUUUAUUAAAAAUGGGAAGAUGCUGUUACAACACUGAAACGAACUAUGGCAUCAUCACAGACUUUUAUUUUGACAACUUCGCGAACACUCUAGUGUUGUUUUUUUCCGCGAACAUGGAGGCGAUUGUGUCAGAUUUAGUGGCACCAGAAGAUCUAAAGAGGUUUGAGAAGAAGUAUAAUGCCGAGCUGGUGAAAGGACCCGUUUCAAAGGAAACCACUUUUGAGUAUGCCUGGUGUUUGAUCAGAAGCAAGUACACAAAUGACAUUGUAAAAGGCAUUCAGCUUUUGGAAGAUCUGGUUCAUACAAGCAAAAAAGACGACCAGAGAGAUUUUCUCUUCUACCUUGCUGUUGCAAACUACAGACUCAAGGAGUAUGAGAAAGCACUGAAGUACAUUCGUACUCUGCUGAAGAAUGAACCAGGUAACAAACAGGCUCUGGAACUGGAAAAACUCAUCGACAAUGCACUAAGAAAAGAUGGCUUAGUUGGCAUGGCGAUCGUUGGCGGUAUCGGAUUAGGUGUGGCCGGAUUGGCUGGUCUUAUUGGUUUGGCCGUGUCCAAAGGUGCAAAGUCCUAAUAUGGAGAAGAAGCGUACUUUGAUUCCUUUCAUCUUCAGAAAACAGACUUAAUGAUUUCAUAUAUUCAUAUAAUCACAUAAAUCCAUGAGGAAGCCUCCCCUUUUUUUUAUUUUGUAUUAUUCUGCCAUGUCUUUCAUAAUAAAAUAAUAUCUUACCUACGUUCAUUUUGCUUUAUGAUUCUCCAGUUUUUUUUGGUAUGUAUAAAAAUGUGGGGUUGGACUAAACUAAAAAACUGUAUGUUUUUCCUCUGAAACCUUUAAUUUAUUAAUGGAAUUCAACUACAGAGGCUUGCCAAAGAUUUGCAGUACUGGAUAAGAUGUAUUGUAAUAGCAUGCUUUUUUUUUUCUUCUUUUAAAUAUAUAACUGUAUUUACACUAUAGGUAAUCAAUAUUUUGAUAAACUUCAGUGAUACCUCAUAUAUGUUAAAGAAUUAAAAUGUGUGCUUACUAAAGUAUUAAGGUGUAUUUACAUGCUUUGCACAUCUUAUUUGACUGGUUUGAUUUGGAAGUGUCAUGCCUUGUAAUUCAUUUUCUUCGUCUUCGUUGUCAGCACAGCUUGUCACCUGUCGGUUUAAAUGUGCUUUCAACUGUGACGUGUGUGUACAAUGUUUUAUAAUUUCUGCCCCUGGAUUUCGUACUGAAACAUAGAGCUGCACAAUUAAUCAUUAAAAGAUGAUGAUCCUGA